UAAUCCUCAAUUGAUGAUAUCCAUAGCAUAGAUAAAUCUUUAAGAACAUUGAGGUUCUAGCAACUGGUCGAACAUGUCAACUAUUAGUGGCAUUGGAGAUACAAGAUCAAAGCCUAUUUUCAAUCACGUCUCACCUAGAGCUCGAGCUGUCAAGAAGAGAGAGAGAGAUCAAAAAAUGAGACAGGAAUCGAACGACAGGAGCCAAAGCACCGGUGCAAUAGAAGAUGAUGCCUCAAACGAAGUGAGUGUACGGAUUCGAGAAAAGGAGGGAUCUGUCACACUCAAAUACCCGAUGUUGACAAAAUGCAACUAUGCAGCUUGGGUGAUUAAGAUGGAGGUAUUUAUGAUGGCACAAGGUGUUUGGGAGGCAAUUGAAUCACCCGAAACAUUGGAGAAGAUACGUUGCUACAGUUGGGUGCCAAGAAAACGACCAAAGAAGCCUGGAUCAUGUUGAAAAAUAUGAAUCUAGGUGCGGAAAGAGUGAAAGAAGUUAGAACGCAAACUCUCUGGCGGGAGUUUGAAGUGUUGAGGAGGAUAGGUGAUUCAGAAAGUAUUGAUGAGUAUUUUGGAAAACUCAUCAUUAUUGUCAACAAAUUGAGAGGCCUCGGCAACGCUGUGGAUGAUGUCCAAGUAGGUAAGAAACUUCUACGAUCCACAUCUACAAAGGUUCUUCAAAUCACUUCAACGGUUGAGGAGUUCAUUGAUCUCAAAACGAAAUCCAUUGAUGAGAUUAUUGGAUCACUCAAGGCACAUGAAGAAAGGUUGCAAGGGUUUGGAGAAAAAGAUGAAACUGUUUUCCUCACUCAUGCAGAAUGGAAGGGACGAGAAAAUGCAAAAUCCUCAAAGAAAGAAUGGAAGGAUCAAGGCAGUUCCAGAGGAGGCAGGGGAUGUUGGAUUUCGAUAAUCAGCCAGUGAAAUUC
Molecule: messenger RNA, 920 nt
Organism: Cucurbita pepo subsp. pepo (vegetable marrow)
Lineage: Eukaryota; Viridiplantae; Streptophyta; Magnoliopsida; Cucurbitales; Cucurbitaceae
Source: RefSeq, a predicted model, not a curated record